This is a messenger RNA of Chinchilla lanigera (long-tailed chinchilla), 4893 nucleotides long. RefSeq names its product clavesin 2 (gene Clvs2). The transcript has 5 exons. Gene Ontology annotation, cellular component: membrane. The record is from RefSeq and is a predicted model, not a curated record. The coding region runs from base 253 to 1236 and encodes 327 amino acids. Gene Ontology annotation, molecular function: phosphatidylinositol bisphosphate binding. Lineage: Eukaryota; Metazoa; Chordata; Mammalia; Rodentia; Chinchillidae.
GGUCCGCGGCGGGAAGCGGGGCGCACGGGCGCGGUGCCGGGCGGCGGGGACGCAAGUUUGGACCCCCGCUCCCGGGCUGUGGGAGAGCAGGAGCAACAGGGUCCUUGAUUGGACGCGAGGAGAUCAUUUCCUGUGAAGGAGAGGAAGCCGGCGGCUGCCAGGCCUGGGGGCCCCGGGGUGGAGGUGGCCGGGCAGGCUUGCUGUGGGACGGUGAGCCCCAGCUUCCAAGCGAAGGCGCCGGCCAGCGGAACGAUGACUCAUUUACAGGCUGGCCUCUCCCCCGAGACCCUGGAGAAGGCCCGCCUGGAGCUGAACGAGAACCCCGACACCCUGCACCAGGACAUCCAGGAGGUGAGGGACAUGGUCAUCACCAGGCCGGACAUUGGCUUCCUGCGCACGGACGAUGCGUUCAUCUUACGCUUUUUGCGGGCCAGGAAGUUUCAUCACUUUGAGGCCUUCCGCCUCUUGGCCCAGUACUUUGAGUACCGGCAGCAGAACCUGGACAUGUUCAAAAGCUUCAAGGCCACCGACCCCGGCAUCAAGCAGGCCCUGAAGGACGGCUUCCCGGGGGGCCUGGCCAAUCUGGACCACUACGGCAGGAAGAUUCUAGUCCUUUUCGCGGCCAACUGGGAUCAAAGCAGGUACACACUGGUGGAUAUCCUGCGUGCCAUCUUACUUUCUUUAGAAGCCAUGAUCGAAGAUCCUGAGCUUCAAGUCAAUGGGUUUGUUUUGAUCAUAGACUGGAGUAACUUCACCUUCAAGCAAGCCUCCAAACUCACCCCCAGCAUGCUGCGGUUGGCUAUCGAAGGCCUGCAGGAUAGCUUCCCAGCACGAUUUGGAGGAAUCCACUUUGUCAACCAGCCAUGGUACAUCCAUGCCCUGUACACUGUGAUCCGGCCCUUCCUGAAGGAGAAGACUCGGAAAAGGAUAUUCUUACACGGGAACAACCUGAACAGUCUACACCAACUAAUUCACCCCGAGAUCCUGCCCUCGGAGUUUGGGGGGAUGCUGCCCCCCUACGACAUGGGAACGUGGGCGAGGACGCUGCUGGACCAUGAGUAUGAUGAUGACAGCGAGUACCCCGUGGGCUCCUACAGCACGCCGGUGAAGGAGGUGGAGAAGGAGCUGUCCCCCAAGUCCAUGAAGAGGUCCCAGUCUGUGGUGGACCCCAUGGUACUGAAGCGCAUGGACAAGCAUGAGGAAGAGAACAUGCAGCCUUUGCUUUCUCUGGACUGAUGACUUCUCCGCACGCACGGCUGGAGUCGAAGUGGAAGCUCCUGGUUUGCAGCUGCAGGGACAGCGCUGUAGAGAAGUCAGGAUGAGCUGGAAACUUAUUUAUUCCUAUUAAUGUAGCAGAAUAUGUCAUAAGGCACCUGGCUUUCCCAUUGGCCUGAACCGUGGGUGCCCUGGGCUGGAUUUUAAAAAAAGGUCAAUAAUUUAUUCUGUAAGUGCCAAGUUCUUUGUAAAUACAAUGUAAUUUCAUGUCAAGUUUGUAAAUUUUGGUAGUAACUGAAUUUGGGAAAGAUUGACAUAAAAGUUUGAGCCAGUGAUAUGAACUUAAGAAAAAGCAGAAAAUAUGCAUAAACUAUCAACACUGACUAAAUGUAGCCCUGUGUCCUAUGAAGCCAUAUUUCUGCUGUCAUAGUGAAUUGUUUCACACUUUUCCUCUGCAACUUCAUGGACGCAGGGAGCAAAACUGUUCUAGGAAAUGAUAAGGUGACCGUCACGGUCUGAUGUAGGGAUUUUCAUUUCAGAGAAGAGGUAUCCCCGGACUCUUGCAGGCUUUGCACUGGGGACCCAGAGGGUGGCAGAUGGGAAGGUGGAGGAAACACGCGAACUUGUUACUGCUGUUUAAUUCCCAGAGUCCUGUGGGCAGAUGCAUUUCCCAUGUAAGCUUUGGAAUUCUCAAAGAGUGGAUUCUUUCUGCACCGCUGUCUUCACAACCCUAAUGUAUUCUGUCUGACGUACUUUAAAAACAUUUCCCUCCAAAACUCUGUGAUCAAGGAAGUGAGAACUUAUAUGUGAACCGUGUUUUGACAGCCAAUUCUGAACGUAAAAUUUGCCACUUACAAAUAAGGGGCUAAUUUCUAAUUGUUGUGCACUUGCUAAAAAUACACAUAUUCACACACAGCAUACAUAUUUUUUAUUGUGCUCUAAUCCCUCAUGUACCAGGCUUAUAAAGUAAAUCAUACAUAUUAAAUGUUUUUAGAGACGUUAUAGAUAUUACAUGGGAUACCAGCUCUGGAAAACCACUGAAGUUAAUGAAAAUAAGAAACAAUGGAACAGACUUUAUUGUACCUGUUUAAGGGAAUUCCAACACACUUUAUAAUGUUAUCUUGAAUAUGUGCCACUUUAGUGAAAUAUAUUUUUCCUUAAAAUAAGCAACACAUCUCAAUAUAGUGUAGGUAUCAGGUGACAAUAAAAUAGUUUUUCUCAAAAUAAAUUCUAGUGUUUCCGUAUUUCACAUUUUCUUUUCAGAAAAGAUUCGAUAGAAUACAUUCCUCUGGAAGCAUUUUGAAAGCAUGUGAGGAUAUCUAAAAUAGAAGAGCUGUUAAAAGACAUGAAAUCUGUACAUUGUUUAAAGUUUUAUUCCAUGAAAUUCCACAAGUACAAGUUUUAAAUCCUAUUUUAAAUUUUAAAUCCCAGUGUGAAAAAGCAAGAUUUUAAUCAGCACAUGAAUUUUGAGAUUGAGAAUUUAGCAUGAACAUGUUCUUUGGGAAAAAAAUUCUCCAAGAAUUCUUGGAAACCAAAAAACAAAAAAGUAAAAGCCUAUAAAAGCUUUUGCAUACUUUUGGAUGAGAACUUCAAAGAUGCUGGUUAUAAAUGUGCAGCCAAAAAUCUUCCAAUCAGACCAGUAUUCCCUUCAGUGAUUCAGUGAAAUAGGUUUGUUAUAGUGCACAAAUCAAUAGGAAUAGAAGAUACUUUAAGAAUGGCAACUUCCCAUCAAGGGCAAAGAGGAGGCACUCUCUUCACUGUUACAGAGAUUCGAAACACUUGGGGGUUGAAAGUUGUUGCAGUUCUUAUAAGAACUAGUCAUUGAUAGACCUGAUGUUUGUGGCUAACCAGCAUGCAUACCAUGCUGGCUUUUUAUUCUACAUAACUGUGUGAUAAGCAAUGUGAUGCUUUGGAAUAAAAUAGAAACAAUUUAAGUACAGAAGGGAAAUUAGCUGUUUGUUCCCAUGAGUUUCUGUUGAUGUACAUCAUCUAUUGCCGGUUCUCAGAACCCUACCAGCUUCAGAUGUCAGCCAGCGUUAGACACUUCCUUCCCUCUGUCAUACAGUUAGUGUCAUACGUCAAAAUAACUAGUGUCGUUUACACUGUCUCCCUAACCCACUUCUUCACAUUUUGCAUUGGCAUUGCUGCGUGUCUGCUCUUUCUCAGAUGAGCAAUUGAGAAUUGGCUAGGUUGUGUAAAAUAUUUAAAAGUGAAUGAAAAAAUUAUGAUAAUAACUUUGAAAUUGCUGUCCCUAGUUCAGUCCAGCAAUGUUUUUGAAGCUGUGUCAUCAAGGGAUAUUCAUUCAACUUUAUAAUUUCACCCUCAGCACCAGCUAGCUAGCACUGUUCAGACAUUUUUCCCCUCUGUUGUUGAAUGACGUGGUAAAUGACCAUCCGUUUACAUUUUUUCCUUUAACUGCAAUAAUACAGUUCCACUCAUACACACACCCAGGACAUGUCUAAUGACUUUGCCUCUUUAUUUUGAGAGCUACACUUUACUUUUCCAGUUGUUACUUGAUAUUUGUGGAAAGAGUUACCACAUUGAUUUGGAAUAGUCCAUUAUUUCAUUUAUUACUUUCUGUUUUUCUCCAUCCCGGGGUCAAACCCAGGGCCUUGCGCAUGCCAGGCAAAGGCUUUACCGCAGUGAAUCUCUGUGUACAUCUCUCUCACCCUGCCUGCACCAGCUUCUAUUUCUCAUUUCUUUCUUUCAGUUGUUUUAGGGCAGCUGCUUCCGAAGCUGGUUUCAAAAUACCACCUCCCCCAUCAUGUUGUCAGUGAUAUUUGCACAGAUUUUUGAAUACUAUUUAAAAAAGAGAUUAUCAUUAAAUAUAUACUGAGAAAUAUGAAGAAGUGCCUCUUUGAAAAUGGAAUAAAGCAGUGAUACUGGCAUAUAGAUUUUAUCUGUGCUGUCUUCUAAAAAGUAUAUGCACCUGUAUUAUAAGGGUAAGAAGGGCAUUUGAGGGUUUGCUCUGAAAAUUAUCAUCCAGUAUUAAGUCUGUUGUGUAAAUUUGAUACAGUAACUUUAAUCCAUGCUAUUUACAAACCUAGCACUAUGCUAAUAUGAUGUACAAGUAUUGAAUAGUUUUCCAGCAAGUUUCUGAAAUGGGCAUGCAUGAUUUCUUUUAUUUCACUAAUAGCUUCAUAAAUGUAGGCAGAGGCAUUCUGUAAGUCUUUUCAUAUAAAGUGCUUGUUUACAGUAUUAAAAUUCAUACAUUCAUAAACAGAAAAGUCAAGCAAAUAGACUCUUCUUCAUAUUGUUAAACAUUUACAGUUUCGUUAAUAUUCCUGAGCAAACAGUUCUCUCUAUUGUAUCAAGAAGAUGGAGUGGUGUUUUAGACUUUGGGGAACAUAUUUUUGACUCCUCACUAAAGAAGCCUUUGGAGCCCAGGCAGCAGGUCCUCAGACCCAGGCUUCUGUUGCUUCUACAAACAACCUAAAGGUUUAUGGAAAGUCUGUGAUCCUUUGAAGAAGCUACAUCAAGAAAAUCUGCAGAGAGGCUGCACAUUCUUGUGUUGUUUUAUUUAAGGUCUACCUUGUUUGGUUGGUUAAUAAUGUCUCUUUCUUUUUUGUAUAUAUAUUUAUUAAUGAUUCAUUGAAAAGUUGCCAUCAGCCAUGGCAAUAUUCCAGAAAGAUUUUAACACAAAAUAAAAUGAGAAGAGUUCUGGUAUGGUGUCUGAAA